AAUUGCUUGGACGCUCAGGCUGGCUGUUGGGGCCCUGCCGUUGCAGAUGUUCCCCAACUUUCAGGAUCCUCGUCUGGUGUUUUAUCUCUGAUUGAAUCCCUGUAACGCUAGAGAGAGGAGCUUGGGUGAGUCUCAGACUGUUGCGAUGAGCGGGAUCAUUUGCACAUUUGGGUGGCUUCUGUGUUGGUGGAGUUAAAUCCUGCGGGAGUAACGGUCCGCAUGCGGUCCUUGGCGUGGCCCAGCGGGGGCAAGUUGAAGAUAAAUAAAAGUAAAUCCAACGACGCGAUGCCUGAGGGUGGAAGUCUGCCUGAGCUUGCGUCUCGCGAACUUUCGAGAAAGCUUCUUGAGGGGGAAGCCAAGCUCGAGCAAGGCAGUUUUGAGGAAGCUGAAGUCUCUCUCCGUGAAGCUCUAUCUAUCAACAACGAGGAGGCUCGGGCUUUACUAGGGAGAAUUGAGUAUCAAAAAGAAAAUUUUCAAGGUGCUCUACAAUUGUUCGAUGGAAUACAUUUACGUGGGCUUGCUGAUAGCUUGCGUUACUUUGCAUCAGCAGAGAAGACAUCAUCACGCAGCCAAAAGAAAGGGAAACAACAAAAGCCUGGCACGGCCACCAACUUCCUGCAUGCAUCCAGUUUGCUGAUAGAAGCAAUCUAUCUGAAAGCCAAAUGUUUUCAGAAGCUUGGUGCUCUUGAAGAUGCUGCAAAUGAGUGCAAAGUUGUACUUGACUUGAUGGAGGAGGCAUUUCCAGAGGGUAUGCCGAGUACUUGGGGUGACGAAAAAAUAGCCAUGUUGGUGAACAAGAUGUCGAUUUUGCAUCCUCAGCUGCUUGCUCAAGAAGGACGCAAUGAUCGAGCUGUACCAGCCUAUCGCCAGGCACUGCUCAGUACGUGGGGUCCUAACGAGGACACACACGCAGCACUGCAAAAGGAGUUCGCCAUCCUAUUGUUGUAUGGAGGUGUGGAUGCCUCAUCAUCCACGCAGUCUCCUCCUGGUUCAAGAGAUGGUGGAUAUUUUCCCAAGAACAACACAGAAGAGGCCAUUCUGCUGCUGCUACUUCUAUUGCGACGAAAUAUCAUGUCUAAAAGUGUUUUUGAUAACAGUAUUCUGGAUCACCUGUCUUUUGCCCUUUCAGUUCAUGGUCAAUCUGAGGUGUUAGCUCACCAAUAUGAGGAGCUGCUGCCAAGCACUAUGCCUAGGACAGACCGUUGGUACAACAUGGCUCUUUGUUAUUGUGGAGCAGGGGAGGAUGAUGUGGCUCUAAAUCUACUCCGGAAGUCUCUAAGCCCAGUGGAGAGGCCAGAUGAUGUUGCUGCCCUGCUUUUGGCUGCGAGGAUUUGUGCGGCAAGAAUAGACCUUGCGGUGGAGGGAGUUGGUUAUGCACAGAGAGCAUUAGAACAUUUGUCCCCCGAACUUAUGUACAUGAAAAGCCGUGCUCUUCACAUCUUAGGUGUGUCGUUUGGUACCCAGGCUCGGUUUGCGUCAUCAGAUUCUGAAAGGGGAAAACUUCAACAUCAAGCUCUGGAAGCUUUACAGGAAGCAGCUGCUUUGGAGAGUGAAGACCCGAGGAUAGUAUUUGAUUUAGGUUUAGAAUAUGCUAUGCAACGUCAGCUUAGCAGAGCACUUGAUUGUGCAAAGCAGUUCCUGGACAUCAGCAGUGGAGCAUGGGUAGAGGGUUGGAGGUUUUUCGCGUUGCUUUUGACAGCGCAGGAAAGACACGCUGAGGCGGAGUUAGUGCUCGAAGCUGCAUUAGAAGAGAGUAGUCCUUGGCAGCAGGGACGUCUUUUACAAACACGAGCCAAAAUUCAGAUGGCUGUGGGCCAGCCCCUUCGCGCUGUCCAUACCUAUAGGCAGUUGUUAACUUUGGUGCAAGCCAGUCACCAGAGUUUUAGCUUUGAGGCUUGGAAUUGGCAGAAGAAUAAGGCUGCAGGGAGAGUGGAAGAGGUAGAGGUGUGGCAAGAUUUGGCAACUGUGUAUACCGAAUUGAAGCAAUGGAGGGAUGCUGAAACCUGCUUGGAGAAAGCUCAAGCUUUGAAAACCUACUCCACUGUCACAUGGUGUGCCACUGGGAAGCUUCAUGAGGCUCAGGAACAUUUAGAGGAGGCCUUAGCAAGCUAUAAAAAUGCCUUAGCUGUUGAUGCAACUCACGUUGACAGCAAGGUGCGGUUAGGAGCUCUUCUCCGAGAGAGAGGUAGUAAACAUUCACUGCCAGUAGCUCGCAGUUACUUGGCAGAGGCUUUACAAGCUGAUCCUACGCAUGAGGAGGCCUGGUUGCAGAUGGGCCUAUUGCACAAGGCGGAAGGUCACACACAAGAAGCUAUUGAAUGCUUUCAAGCUGCCGUGCAGUUGGAACAGACAUCACCUGUGGUUCCGUUCAGCUCCAUACUUCCAGCAUUGGCUUGGUGAGCGCUGCAGAAGUGGGUUGUUACGCACAUAUACUUUCAGAAGGUGCUUGAGCUGGUUUCAACCUUCCAAACAACCCUAUGUUGGGUUACAAAUCAUUAUUAAGUUGGCAUUCUUUUCUGAAGGUCUUCUUUUUCAGAGAAAGAGGAGACUAAUUUUCUUGUAAUCAACAUAAUUGGAUGGCGCUUUUUUGUAUUCUGAUUUGGUUAAUAACGUGGAAUAAAUUUUUAGGAUAUGCUGAUCUGUCAUGUUUCUGACAA
Physcomitrium patens is the source of this 2657-nucleotide messenger RNA. RefSeq names its product protein NPG1. NCBI's taxonomy places the organism in Eukaryota, Viridiplantae, Streptophyta, Bryopsida, Funariales, Funariaceae. Gene Ontology annotation, molecular function: protein binding. The record is from RefSeq and is a predicted model, not a curated record.